Molecule: messenger RNA, 3309 nt
Organism: Mangifera indica (mango)
Lineage: Eukaryota; Viridiplantae; Streptophyta; Magnoliopsida; Sapindales; Anacardiaceae
Product: receptor-like kinase TMK3
Exons: 2
Coding region: 248-3082 (944 amino acids)
Biological process (GO): protein phosphorylation
Molecular function (GO): ATP binding; protein kinase activity; protein binding
Source: RefSeq, a predicted model, not a curated record
UAGUUUGUAUUUUUAACUUCUCUCACUCUAUCUCUACAGUGUUUAUGUGAUCCGAAAAUUCUGUGUUGUGUGCUCAAGUUUCCAUUCUGCAUGCAAGAUUUCAGGUGGGUAUUUUGAGGAGUAGCCAUUGGAAGUGAAAUGAAGCUCCUUUAUAACCAGCUUUUGUUUUGUGUGGUUGUUUUCAAAUGGUUGUGCUGUUUUACUCACAACCAUUUUGUUGCAACAGAAACAAAACCACAGGUCUAGAAUGAGAAUUCAGCUUGUUUUGUCACUGGUUUUCUUAGUUUUGACACCUGUUUUAAGUGUCACUGAUCCUGGAGAUGUUGAUAUCCUGAACCAGUUCAAGAAGAACUUGGAGAAUCCAGAGCUCUUGCAGUGGCCUGAAAAUGGUGACCCUUGUGGCCCUCCAAGUUGGAAACAUGUGUUCUGUGCUAAUUCAAGGGUUACUCAGAUUCAAGUUCAGAGUGUUGGGUUGAAAGGUCCUUUGCCUCAGAACCUGAACCAGCUUUCCAAGCUAGAAAAUCUUGGUUUGCAGAAGAAUCAGUUUAAUGGGAAGUUGCCAAGUUUUGGGGGCUUAUCAAGUCUGAAGUUUGCAUAUUUAGACAAGAAUGAAUUUGAUUCCAUUCCUGCAGAUUUCUUUGAUGGUCUUGUGAGUUUGGAGAGCUUGGCAUUGGAUGAUAACAAUUUUAAUGCUACUACAGGGUGGUCUUUUCCUGAGGGGUUGAAAGAUUCAGUACAAUUGUCUAAUCUCUCUUGUAUGAAUUGUAAUUUGGUUGGCCAUUUGCCAGAUUUUCUUGGAGGGCUUUCUUCUUUGCGAAACUUGAAACUUUCAGGAAAUAGUUUGUCAGGUGAAAUUCCAGGGAGCUUUAAAGACUUGAACUUGGUGAAUCUUUGGCUGAAUGAUCAGCAAGGUGGUGGACUGAGUGGUCCAACUGAUGUGGUGGCCAAUAUUGUUUCACUUCAGACUCUUUGGCUUCAUGGGAACCAGUUCAUAGGAAAAAUUCCAGAAAAUAUUGGUAAUAUAACUGCCUUGAAAGAUCUUAAUUUAAAUAGUAACAAACUUGUUGGCCUUAUUCCUCCAAGCUUAGCAAGUAUGCCAUUAGACAAUUUAGAUUUGAACAAUAACAUGUUAAUGGGUCCAAUCCCUGAGUUUAGUGCAAAUAAGUCUUCUUUUAGUUCAAAUCCAUUCUGUCUACCGACUCCAGGGCCUUGCGCCCCGGAAGUUAUGGCUCUUAUCGAGAUCCUUGAUGGGUUAAAUUACCCUCAGAGGCUUGUUGCUUCAUGGUCUGGCAAUAAUCCUUGCACAUGGUUUGGAUUGGGUUGUGAUCACAAUAAUAAGGUUAAUGUUUUGAAUUUGCCUGGUAGUAAUCUUAGUGGCACACUGAGUCCUUCAGUUGCAAAGUUAGAUUCUCUUACUCAGAUUAGACUUCAGUCUAAUAAUCUUAGGGGUGCUAUUCCAAUGAACUGGACUAGUUUGAAAUCUUUAGCAUUGUUGGAUCUCAGUAGAAACAACAUUUCCCCUCCGCUGCCUAAAUUCAGUGAUUCUGUGCAUCUAGUAAUGGAAGGGAAUCCUUUAUCGAAUAUGAAUCAGUCCAGGACAAUUCCCGGAGGUAGUCCAUCCAGGAGUUCAGGUUUAUCUGACGACCCAUCUGCUCCAACCAAAGGCUCAAAUUCUGGUGCUGUAACUUCUUCAGUUGAACCAACCAAACCAAAAAGCUCCAAAAGAGCUGUUUUGGUAGCAAUUGUAGCUCCGGUUGUUAGUGUUGCAGUUGUUGUUCUUCUGGCAGUUCCUCUAUACACCUAUUGCCGUAAGAACAGAAAAGACACCUUGCAGGCUCCAAGUUCUCUUGUAAUUUACCCAAGAGAUCCAUCUGAUUCAGAUAAUAUGGUUAAGAUUGUUGUUGCUAAUGAAAGCACUUCAACAGUAACUGGGAGUGGUUCUGCUAGUAUAAGCAGUAGUGGGAUUGGUGACUCUCAUGUCAGUGAAGCUGGAAAUCUGGUAAUAUCAGUUCAAGUUCUUCGAAAUGUGACUAAGAAUUUUGCUUCAGAGAAUGAGCUCGGCCGUGGAGGUUUCGGUGUAGUUUACAAGGGAGAGCUGGAUGAUGGAACUAAAAUAGCUGUGAAAAGAAUGGAAGCUGGUGUCAUUAGCAGCAAAGCCCUGGAUGAGUUCCAGGCUGAGAUAGCUGUUCUUUCAGAGGUCCGACAUCGUCACUUGGUAUCUUUGUUGGGUUAUUCCAUUGAAGGCUACGAGAGAAUUCUUGUUUAUGAGUAUAUGCCUCAAGGAGCUCUAAGUAAGCAUCUGUUCCACUGGAAGAGCUUAAACUUGGAGCCUCUCUCUUGGAAAAGGAGGCUAAAUAUUGCCUUAGAUGUUGCCAGAGGGAUGGAGUAUCUUCACACUCUAGCUCACCAGAGUUUCAUACAUAGAGAUCUUAAAUCUUCAAAUAUCUUACUUGGGGAUGAUUUCAGAGCAAAAGUUUCGGACUUUGGGUUGGUGAAACUUGCUCCCGAUGGUGAGAAAUCUAUCGUCACAAGGCUUGCUGGGACUUUCGGAUACUUGGCACCAGAAUAUGCUGUGACAGGAAAGAUCACAACAAAAGCUGAUGUUUUCAGUUUUGGGGUUGUGUUAAUGGAGCUCUUGACAGGAUUGAUGGCUCUUGAUGAGGACAGGCCCGAGGAAAGCCAGUACUUGGCUGCAUGGUUCUGGAACAUAAAAUCAGACAAAGAGAAGCUGAGGGCUGUUAUUGACAGGGCCUUAGAUGUGAAAGAUGAAACAUUUGAAAGUAUCUGCACUAUUGCUGAACUUGCUGGACACUGCACCACAAGGGAACCCAGUCAACGGCCAGACAUGGGGCAUGCCGUGAAUAUACUAGCACCACUUGUUGAAAAAUGGAAACCAUUGUAUGAUGAUCCAGAAGAUUAUUGUGGCAUCGAUUACAGCCUACCCUUGAACCAAAUGGUGAAGGACUGGCAGGAAGCUGAAGCGAAGGACAUAAGUUAUAUGGACCUAGAAGACAGCAAAGGUAGUAUCCCAACAAGACGAACUGGUGUUGCAGAAUCUUUCACUUCUGCCGAUGGUCGGUAAAAAAGGUAUUUUGAUGGCUUUCCUAGACACAAUACUUCUUUCGGUAGUUGUAGAUAUAACAUAAUUCCAUUCUUCCUGUUUGAGAAUUCAAUGUCAAUAUGUUGUUGUAGUGUUGAUUAAGAUGGAGACUUUAGAUAUUCUGUUGUGAGAAUUUACAUGCAAUACUGAUGUUGAUAGGGAGCUCCGAUGAAUGAGAAGUGUUUAUCAACUGUAAAUUCAUUCCUAUA